This is a messenger RNA of Styela clava, 848 nucleotides long. RefSeq lists its product as uncharacterized. NCBI's taxonomy places the organism in Eukaryota, Metazoa, Chordata, Ascidiacea, Stolidobranchia, Styelidae. The record is from RefSeq and is a predicted model, not a curated record.
GCAGAAAUGAAAGUGAUCGUAGCCGGAUUUUCGAAAACUGGGACAAAAACAAUGAACGCGGCACUGUCUGUUCUUGGUUACAAAGUGUAUGAUUACGAACAUAAUUUUUUCUACCUUCGGAAGGAAUGGAUAAAAAUCAUGACGAGUGGUGGAACAAAAGAUGAUUUCUAUCAAAUGUAUAAAGACGUUGAUGCGACUUGUGAUAUACCAGCCGUAAUUUUUUGGGAAGAAAUUGCUGCAGCUUUUCCGGAAGCCAAAAUAAUAUUCAUGCAACGUAAAAGCGAAGAGGAUUGGCUUCGUAGUUGGGAAAGACAGGCUAAUGAAUUGAAAAACAAUUGGCUAAUGAAAGGAUUGGCGUUUGUAUCUUACACUGCAAAUUCAAUAUUUUGUUACAGCCGACACGUUGGUCGAAUAGCGUUCAGUGCUCCACCUCAACCAUUUUGGGCAGCAUUUCGAGGUAUAAGUCCCACGGUUGCGAAGAAAAGAUAUCGGGAUCACAAUACAUCAGUAUUGACGAGAGCUCCAGAAGAUCGACUACUCAUCUUCAGUAUAUCAGACGGAUGGGAUCCGAUUUGCAAAUUCUUGGGAUUGCGCGUCCCUGACAUUCCGUUUCCUCACAAAAAUCAAAGAGGAUCUCUGGUUGAUGAUUAUCUAAAACACAGUCCGAUAUUCCAACAGAUGAAAAAAGAAAUGUACAUCACAUGCGCCGUAGUGUGUUCUUUUUGUGCAGUUGGCGCAAUUUACAAAUUUAUGACACCGUCUGAUUUAACCGUGCCUACACUAAAAUUCUGGUGAUAUUAACAGAUGCUAUUUUGAAAGAUUCUUUCUUAAUUUCAAACGUAUCUUGC